ACUUCCGCCGAAUAGACAAUUGAGAAAGCGCGAUGCAGCGGGCUCGAAGAAAUCAAAGCAAAGGUGGAGUGCUGUGGAAGCCUGGAAGGGCGAGGAGAUGCUCCAAUUCGCAACGCUUUCUCUGAUACUUGCUUUACUAUUUCCUUUAUGAUGUUGUCUGGUCGUGAUCAAUCAAUCAGCCCAAAUCUACACCAAGCACGACUAGUAGAAGAAAGACAAAAAAGCACAAAAGAAACAACAGGCACUGAGAAAUGGAUGACAAUAGAGACAAAUCGAUUAUGGGAAGUGCUGUAUUGAAUGCCCCUUUAUUCGAUGAAGCAGGACAUUGGCUUUUCAUUUUAUCCUAUCUUACGGUUAUUGCUGUUGGAAUCCUGAUGACAUUGUUUCUUAUGAAUCAAUUGAAGGCGAAUAUUAGUUUAAGCUUGAUGAAGGCCAUCAGAUCAAGAUCAAAGAAGAAUAGAAAAGCUAAAAAUAGAGCUCCUGGAUCUGCACAUGUAUGGAAAGUAGAACCUUGUUCUCGGUCAAGAGGACUUAAGUGCAUUGUAUGCUUAUAUUCUGUAUCACCAUCUCAAUCACCAGAUGAGAGCAUCUAUCGCUGUGAUAUCUGUAGUGCUGCUGCACACUUGUCUUGCUUGUCGAACACUUAUGAAGACUGUAAAUGUGUGUCUAUGUUUGGUUAUAAGCAUGUAAAGCACCAAUGGGCUGUACAAUGGGCUGAAAUAGCGGAUCAACCUGAAGAAACUUCUUUCUGCAGUUAUUGUGAAGAACCUUGCAGUGGGUAUUUGCUAGGUGGCUCACCCUUUUGGUACUGUAUGUGGUGUCAAAGGCUAGUGCACAUCAAUUGCCAAGCUAGUUUUGCCCAUGAGAACGGUGACUCCUGUGACUUGGGUGCUCUGAGGAGGCUUAUACUUUCACCUCUUUAUGUAAAAGACUUGAGCAAAUCUGGAACUGGAGGGCUUUUAAGCUCUCUGACUCAUGGGGCAAAUGAGUUAGCAUCUACAGUACGUGAACGUCUUAGGAAUCAUAGUAAGAAACAUAAGAAAUACAAGGAAAUAUCCAUUGAUUCAGGUGAUAUAAACAUGGAUUUGUGCAAGUCAAGCAAUGGGGGUUGUUUAAACUCUGAAGGUACAAUGAAUAUUAAUCACCAAAGUCGGAAUAUCAAUUCAUGCACAGACCCAAAUUCUGAAAUUUACAGGUCAACAUCUAAUAAUGGUGACUGUCACAGAGGAAAUAAUCAGAAAUAUGAACUUCUGGAGUUGCCUUCAGAUGCUAGACCGUUGGUUGUCUUCAUCAACAAGAGAAGUGGUGCUCAGCAUGGUGACGCACUAAUGCGGCGUUUAAAUAUUCUUCUAAAUCCUAUGCAGAUCUUUGAAUUAAGCUGGGAACAUGGACCAGAGGAAGCACUCUCUUUGUUCAACAAGGUACCAAAUUUCAGGAUUCUCAUUUGUGGCGGAGAUGGUACAAUUGGUUGGGUUCUCAGUGCAAUUGACAAACUAAAAUUUGAAUCACCUCCACCUAUUUCAAUCCUUCCAGCUGGUACUGGUAAUGAUCUUGCAAGAGUCUUAUCAUGGGGUGCUGGUCUUGGCGCCAUUGAGAAGAAUGGAGGUUUAUUCAAAAUUUUGCAAGAUAUAGAACAUUCUGCUGUCACCCUUCUUGAUAGAUGGAAAAUAACAACUGAAACUGCACAAAAUGGUCUUUCUCAAUCUCCAAAGUUUAUGAAUAACUAUCUUGGUAUUGGAUGCGAUGCUAAGAUUGCUUUAGACAUCCAUAAUCUGCGUGAGGAAAACCCUGAAAAGUUCUACAACCAGUUUAUGAACAAAAUGUUGUACGCAAGAGAAGGAGCAAAGAACCUGAUGGAUAGGACAUUUGCUGACUUUCCCUUGCAAAUCAGAUUAAUGGUAGAUGGGGUGAAGAUUGAAAUUCCUCAGGAUUCAGAAGGUAUCCUUGUGGCUAAUAUUGGCAGCUACAUGGGAGGGGUUGAUUUAUGGAAAAAUGAAGAUGGGAAUUAUGACAACUUUAGACCACAAUCAAUGCACGAUAAGUUGCUGGAAGUUGUUUGUUUCACUGGAACAUGGCACUUAGGAAGGCUUCAGGUAGGGCUUUCUCGGGCUAGAAGGCUUGCACAAGGGCGUUUUAUCAAGAUCCAUCUUGUUGCUUCUAUGCCUGUUCAAGUGGAUGGGGAGCCAUGGUAUCAGCAACCCUGCACCCUGGAAGUAUCUCAUCAUGGCCAGGUCUUCAUGUUGAAGAAUGUAUCAGAGGAGCCUCUCGGCCAUGCUGUAGCCACCAUCACUGAUAUUCUUGAAACUGCUGAAAUUAAUGGAAUUAUCACAGCGAAACAGAAAAAAUCUCUUCUUCAGGAGAUGGCCUUAAGGCUCUCUUGAGAUCUACAGCCUGCAAUCUGCGAGUCCUCAAUUUUUCUGGUAUUAGUUAUUUCAAGGGCUUCUUAGAUCAUUUAUACUGCAACAAGGCACAAGUGCAAUCCUCGUGUAGAAAUGAAUGAAGAUACUCAAAUCCUUCCGAUUAUAUUGUAGAGCAUUAAGUUUGUAUAAACAAAAGGUGACGACAGGUGACUGUGAUGUAUAUACAACUGAGAUUGUUAUGUACAAUAUUUUGGUUUUGCGUAGAUGUCAAUUCAGCUCA
Messenger RNA from Zingiber officinale, 2640 nucleotides. RefSeq names its product diacylglycerol kinase 1-like. Lineage: Eukaryota; Viridiplantae; Streptophyta; Magnoliopsida; Zingiberales; Zingiberaceae. Gene Ontology annotation, molecular function: ATP-dependent diacylglycerol kinase activity. The transcript is spliced from 9 exons. Bases 252 to 2381 code for a protein of 709 amino acids. The record is from RefSeq and is a predicted model, not a curated record.